CUCAGUAACAGCGACAGAGGCAGCCUCUUUGAACAAGACAGUGAAUUGAACGGGAAGGAAGGGUGAAAUGGCAGACGAGAAGCAGGAUCAGACUGCAAGCAGAAUGCUUCUGCCAGAAGGAGAUUCCAAGGCAGAUGCCAAACUUAUUCUGUAUCACUGGACACAGUCAUUCAGUUCCCAGAAGGUGCGUUUGGUGAUUGCUGAAAAAGACCUGAAAUGUGAAGAGCAUGAUGUAAGCCUUCCCUUGAGUGAACACAAUGAGCCUUGGUUCAUGCGCCUCAAUGCAACUGGAGAGGUUCCUGUCCUCGUUCAUGGAGAAAAUAUCAUUUGUGAUGCUACUCAGAUCAUUGACUACCUUGAAGAGACUUUUGUGAAUGAAAAAACUCCAAGGCUAAUGCCAGAAGAAGGAAGCAUGUACUACCCAAGGGUUCAGCACUACAGGGAGCUCUUGGAUUCCUUGCCAAUGGAUGCCUAUACACAUGGCUGCAUUUUGCACCCUGAAUUAGCAGUAGACUCUAUGAUUCCAGCUUAUGCCACAACUAGAAUUCGCAGCCAAAUAGGAAACACUGAAUCUGAAUUAAAGAAGCUUGCUGAAGAAAACCCAGAUCUGCAAGAUGCAUAUAUCGCAAAACAGAAACGUCUUAAAAGUAAACUUAUGGAUCAUGAUAACAUAAAGUACUUAAAGAAAAUACUGGAUGAACUGGAAAAAGUUUUGGAUCAGGUUGAGACUGAGUUGCAAAGAAGAAAUGAAGAAACACCCGAAAAUGAGCAGCAACCCUGGCUCUGUGGUGAAUUUUUCAGCUUGGCUGAUGUAUCCCUUGCUGUUACACUGCAUCGUUUGAAAUUCAUUGGACUGGCAAGGAGAAGCUGGGGAAAUGGAAAGCGACCCAACUUGGAAAUUUACUACAAUCGGGUCUUGAAGAGAACAACAUUUCACAAAGUUCUAGGACACGUCAACAACAUAUUAAUCUCAGCAGUUCUUCCAACUGCAUUUCGGGUGGCCAAGAAGAGGGCACCUAGAGUUUUUGGCACUACUCUUUUGGUUGGUUUCCUAGCAGGAAUAGGGUACUUUGCUUUCAUUUGUCUUCGGAAGAGAUUUGCCAAUAUGCUGGUAUCUAUUAGAGCAAGUCACAGUUAUCUGUAGAUGUUCCAUCUGCUUUUCCCAAAGAAGGAGAUCUGAUUGAUAAGACAAGCCACUACAUUCUCAUAGCACAGUAUAUUCAUGUUAAUACAGAAACACAAUGGCAACACAGAGGUAAUGGAAAUUAAAUUUUAAAAGAAAGUGAGACGAUGUAAAGUACUUUUCAAACUGUGGAUCCUAUGGAAAUAUGCAAUUCGAUAAAUCUCACAAUUUUUAUUGCUAGUUUCAAAUCUAUUAGCACCUUAGGGACUAGAUAAGAUUUUCUAGCUAUAAGAUUUCAGAAGAAACGAGCUUUGAUUCUCAAAAGUUUACACCCUGAAAAUCUUGAUGGUCUCUAAAGUGCUACUGGACUUGAAACUAGGCAUUCUAUUGCUGACCAACACAGCUAUCCUCUGAAACAAUUUUUACUAAAAGCCAUUUUUAAAAUGUUAUUUUAUGUGAUCAUUUGACAAUUAAGCAUUUUCACACUGCUUAUGCACCACCUUGAAAGUAGCACAUAGACAGGCCUUAGACUGGGAUAUUAAAUGUGGGGAAAUGUCUUUCUUCUAUGUUAAUGAUUUGUUUGGCAGAUAUUAGAUUGCAAGGACCAGUUGAAUGUAAAUUGACACAAUGGCACAAACUGAAUUCCCAUUUGGAAAGCUCACGAGAAGUUGGAGUAGACACUAGGGUACACAGUGGACUGGUUUCCAAGAAACAAAUUACAGGUGAGUAUCAGAAACUGUUGAUCACCUGUUAGUUACUGUAAUGGUACACAUGCUUUGCAUAAUAAUUGCACAGAAUAUAUUGUACCACAAAUUAACUAAUCACUUAUGUGCAUGAUACACUUGAUAUUAUAUGUGUUUAAUUUUUAUGGAAGCAUAUUUUAUGUGUUGGUGAGUGAAUGUAGUCCUGGUGGUGCCUCAGAAAAUAUCUUAUCCAUAAAUCCAAGAAUUCGUACAUUUGUAAAUGAACAUGUGUCCAAUGAGUUGUUGUUCUAUUUUUUGCCAAAUAAAAUCGGUCAACCAACUUGGAAUUUGA
This is a messenger RNA of Sphaerodactylus townsendi, 2158 nucleotides long. RefSeq names its product ganglioside induced differentiation associated protein 1 (gene GDAP1). Bases 68 to 1144 code for a protein of 358 amino acids. The transcript has 6 exons. Lineage: Eukaryota; Metazoa; Chordata; Lepidosauria; Squamata; Sphaerodactylidae. Gene Ontology annotation, cellular component: mitochondrial outer membrane. Gene Ontology annotation, biological process: mitochondrial fission; mitochondrial fusion. The record is from RefSeq and is a predicted model, not a curated record.